GACGCCUGCUACAUACACUGCUGCCAUUGUGGCCUACAACUCGCGUGGAUGGUGGCAGAAGGCAGUGGAAACUUUGGACGAGAUGAUGUCAAUAGGUAUGGCACCUUUGAGAAUUGGUGCGGAGCAUGCCCUCAUGGCCUGCGAGCAGGGCGCGAAGUGGCAGAAGGCGGUCAACCUCUUAGACAUGCUCUGGGAUUACAGCAUCAUUCCCAACGAGGAGAACUUUAUGCCUGCCAUCCGAGCUUGUGAGAAUGCUGGCAUGUUUGAGAUGGGCGACAAGCUCUUUUGGCAGAUGAGAGAGCAGACAAAGUUGGUCAAGGCUGCAGAGGAGGUAGGCAUGAACGUGAAGCGUGAAGCACCCAGGGCUAAGGCUGAAUUGUGGCGAAUCCCUGGAGCUAUCGAUCCCCAGGCCUACGAUCCUCCCAAUCUCACUGCCCAAGCUGAGAAGACGCAGAGAAAGAAGAGAAGGAGAAUGCCGAAGCUGCCGGCGGGGCGUCCAGAGGUUUGGGGAUGAGGAUUUAUCUCCGGCGCCAAGCACCACUUUCAGAGCAUGGGUGCUUUGCACUUUGAGG
Molecule: messenger RNA, 572 nt
Organism: Cladocopium goreaui
Lineage: Eukaryota; Dinophyceae; Suessiales; Symbiodiniaceae
Source: the annotation of a GenBank genome assembly